Benincasa hispida (wax gourd) is the source of this 1035-nucleotide messenger RNA. Its product is annotated as putative xyloglucan endotransglucosylase/hydrolase protein 23. Gene Ontology annotation, molecular function: xyloglucan:xyloglucosyl transferase activity; hydrolase activity, hydrolyzing O-glycosyl compounds. Gene Ontology annotation, cellular component: cell wall; apoplast. Gene Ontology annotation, biological process: xyloglucan metabolic process; cell wall biogenesis. NCBI's taxonomy places the organism in Eukaryota, Viridiplantae, Streptophyta, Magnoliopsida, Cucurbitales, Cucurbitaceae. The record is from RefSeq and is a predicted model, not a curated record.
UUUUCUCAUUCAUAACAAAAAAAAAAAAAAAAAAAAGGGUGCAGCCAAAUUAAGCCGCCGCCGCCGAUGACCGGAGCUCCGCCGUUAUAUUCGGUAGUUUUGGUAGUUUGUUUGUUGGUGUUAGCCAGCGCUGGUGAUUUGAACCAGGAGUUGGAGAUCACGUGGGGCGGCGAUCAGGCCAAGCUUCUCAACGGCGGGAAGGUGCUGACGCUGUCGCUUGACAAAAGCUCCGGCUCCGGCUUCCAGUCGAGGAAUCAAUAUUUGUUUGGGAAAAUUGACAUGCAGAUUAAACUCGUCCCCGGAAACUCUGCCGGCACCGUCACGGCGUAUUACCUACGUUCAGAAGAUUCAAAAUGGGAUGAGCUAGAUUUUGAGUUUUUGGGAAACCUUAGUGGUGAGCCAUAUAUUGUUCAUACAAACAUCUUCACUCAAGGCAAAGGGGAUAGAGAGCAACAAUUUUAUCUAUGGUUUGAUCCAACGGCUGAUUUUCACACUUAUUCCUUUCUAUGGAAUCCACAAACUAUCAUAUUCUACGUAGAUGGAACUCCCAUACGUGAGUUCAAGAACAAAGAAUCCAAAGGCAUUCCAUUCCCCAAAAGGCAGCCCAUGAGGCUUCAAUCAAGUCUAUGGAAUGCCGACGACUGGGCGACAAGAGGAGGCCGAGUGAAGACCGAUUGGACUCAAGCUCCUUUCACUGCCGCCUACCGAAACUUCGACGCUGAUCAAGCCUGCAUUUGGUCUGCCUCAGGCUCCUCCUCUUGCGGCGGCGGCUCAUCAAAAGACGAUUCUUGGCUGUCCCAACAGUUGGACUCGGCCGGCAGCCAAAGGCUCAAGUGGGUGCAAAGAAACUACAUGGUUUAUAAUUAUUGCUCUGAUUCCAAGAGGUUUCCUCAUGGGCUUCCCCUUGAGUGCACUGUUUGAUGUUUUGUUGAAUAUGAAUAAGUAAGCUUUAAGCCUUGAGUUUUAUAAUCAUUUUAGUUUGGGCUUUAUAGUUACGUUUUUAGGACAUGUUUUUUUGAGUAUCUAUUUAUUUAU